Messenger RNA from Erigeron canadensis, 552 nucleotides. Its product is annotated as dirigent protein 6-like. Bases 1 to 552 code for a protein of 183 amino acids. Lineage: Eukaryota; Viridiplantae; Streptophyta; Magnoliopsida; Asterales; Asteraceae. The record is from RefSeq and is a predicted model, not a curated record. The transcript has a single exon.
AUGGCACAGAUAGUUAAAUACACUAUUGUCCUUCUCUUAUCAUUCUUAAUCCUCCACUCCCUUACAACAUUAGCUCACUCAAAAAAAUACAAUGAGAAGAAACCUUGCAAGAGACUUGUGGUCUACUACCAUGACAUCCUCUACAAUGGCACAAAUCUUGCCAAUGCCACGUCAGCAACGGCCGUGAACCAUACCAAACUUGGGAACUUUAACCAUGGGAUGCUUGUGGUCUUUAACGAUCCUAUUACCAAAGACAACCAUUUGUUAUCUCCCCCCGUGGCUCGAGCUCAAGGUUUUUACUUCUACGAUAUGAAGACCGAGUAUAAUGCUUGGUUUUCUUACACUUUGAUUUUCAACUCCACUGAACAUAAAGGGACAAUCAAUAUUAUGGGCGCGGAUAUGAUGGGUGAGGAGACGAGGGAUCUUUCUGUUGUUGGUGGCACCGGUGAUUUCUUUAUGGCACGAGGCAUUGCUACUUUUCGGACGGAUAGUGUACAAGGUGACUUUUACUUUAGGCUUGAAAUGGACAUCAAAUUGUACGAAUGUUAUUAA